AUGGCCGGCAUUUAUCGCACUUCGCAUGUAGGCGUAUCCAAACAACUACACAGUCAUACCGCACACUCCCUGCAUUCUUCAUUCUGCAUAUUAUUUACACCGUUUAAACGACCAGUCACGUACAUUACUAUUAGACGAAAUGCAAGCGUUUUUGCAUCACGCAAACAAUUACUUGGAAGAUACAGUCUCGUUGACACUUUAAAAACGACAACGAGAGAGUCAACAAGAACAUUAAGCACGACUACAAACACUGACCCAAAAUCCGAAAAACUCAUAUCGUCCUUUGCAGCCACGCGGACAAACAACAACAAUAAUAAUAACACAAAGAAUUCCUUGCUCUCGAGACCCGAAAAGGAGGAUAGUAAAAAGAAGGAUGAUAAAAAUGUCAAGGCCAACAAACCCACAUCUGCGACUUUGAGAGUACUGAAUACACCGAAUUCUUCUAUAGUAAUGCAUCGGCUAAAUAAUCUUGGCAUAUUAGACGCGUACGCUCCGCCAGAGAAAAUGCCAAAGAUGUUUACGAAAGAAUAUUUCAGAAAACUCCGCCAACGGUCAAAGAAUUUUUGGAAAAAUUUGAUUCACGUUGGGCUAACGAGACGAGCAGAGCAUAAAUUAAAACUCCCAGCAGACAAACAAUGGAAAGCUACCCUGUUCAAAAUAGAAGCCGUCGAAAUAUACAAGGAAAUGAAUAGGCUCUUUGCAGAAGGAAAUGUCAAAGAGCUCAAAAGAAUUUGUCACGAGCAUAUGUUACAGAGGCUUAAAAGUCAACUGAAAUCGAGAUCACCAGGCAGAUAUAUAUGGAAAUUUGGCGGAAUGGUCGAAAAGCCACGUUUUGUCAAUGUUCGAGCGUUUCAAGUCAUGAGUUCAGACGAGUAUGUGCUUAAUCAAGUUAUCAUACGGAUACACUCGAAACAGUCCUUGGUCGUUUACGACAGUUCUAAUAACUUGCGCGGUGGGGAUCCAAACAAAUUCCAAAAUGUCCUAGAAUAUGUAGUAUUCCAGCGACGCUUAUGGGAGCCGGAUGAGGGUUGGGUUGUUUACGGUUAUUAUGUACCCGACAGAGAUAUGAGUAAUGUUGUGAGCCAGACAAAGGAUGGUAAAAAAUAA
Paraglomus brasilianum is the source of this 1107-nucleotide messenger RNA. The record is from the annotation of a GenBank genome assembly. Lineage: Eukaryota; Fungi; Glomeromycota; Glomeromycetes; Paraglomerales; Paraglomeraceae.